Molecule: messenger RNA, 599 nt
Organism: Strongylus vulgaris
Lineage: Eukaryota; Metazoa; Nematoda; Chromadorea; Rhabditida; Strongylidae
Source: the annotation of a GenBank genome assembly
GUGUUUUCUACAAGUAUCCGUUAUAAUGCUGACUUAGCUAGAGGGGUUUACCCAAAUACUAUUGACGAAUAUGAAAUAGGACAGAAUAUCGGUUAUGGGUGUAAUGCAGCUGUUUAUGCGUUAAAGGUUCGCGAGGUUCAACAAACUGGUAAAUCCCGCCCAAGCCUGUCUACAAAUCCUUUACGAAAAGCGAGGCGUGAUCUACAAAAUAAAUAUCCACUCGCCCUGAAGCUGAUGUACAAUUUCGCUUUGGAUAUGUGUCCUCGUUUGGGAGAUAACUACUUAUGGCGAUCUAUGGGUGCUGAGCUAGUACCACUUCCUGGAAGCGCACAACUUCUUAACGGAAGGAUGGGCAGCAGAAAGAACACCGAUUUACCUCUUUUUUAUGGUGAAUUCGUUGACUUCGCACUUUUUUUCAGUUUUCGACCGUUACCUGAUUUUCACCCAAAUAUUGUGCGAGUGCUGACAGCAUUUGUUGAUCGCAUGCCUAUCUUGGAAGACGCCAAACUCGCCUACCCUGAUGCAUUACCGAACGCACCAUUCUACGAGAUGAUCAUCAACGAACCUAGGACUAUGUUUGUAGUAAUGAAGAGGUAAUU